CACGGAUAGGCGGCACUGAUAGGCAGCACUAAUGAGUUGUCACGGAUAGGUGGCACUGAUAUGCGGCACUGAUUGGUGGCACUGAUAGGCGACACUGAUAAUGGGUACUGAUAGACAGCACUGAUAGUUGGCACUGACUGACAUCACUGCUGGGCACUGACUGGCGGCACUGCUGGGCACUGACUGGCAUAACCACUGGGCACUGACUGGUGGCACUGACUGGCAGCAAUGCUGGGCUGCACUGAUGGGCACUGGUGGGUGGCACUGGUGGGCACAGGUGGGCGCACUGCUGGGCACAGGUGGGUGCAUUGCUGGGCACAGGUGGGUGCACUGCUGGGCACAGGUGGGUGCAUUGCUGGGCACAGGUGGGCGCACUGCUGGGCACAGGUGGGCGGAACUUGUGUGUGGCACUACUGGGCACUGAUCAUCAGGGCACUGGUGAUCAGUGACCCUGAUGAUCGGUGCCAAUCCCCGCUCUGACAACUGCCGGUUUUCGGCAGUACUUUCCUCACGAUCUGACAGUGUGAGGAAAGUGCAGCCGAGAACCGGCAUUUGCAU
Staurois parvus is the source of this 558-nucleotide messenger RNA. The record is from the annotation of a GenBank genome assembly. Lineage: Eukaryota; Metazoa; Chordata; Amphibia; Anura; Ranidae.